AUGCUUACAACAGCCACGGCUGCUCUCACCACCUUCGGUUCCACCUCGCCCGACAACAUGAAGUGCUCUUACGGGGAAAGGGGCUCUCUCACCGCCACGUGCUUCAACGCCAAUCCCCCCUACUUCAGAGCCACCCCCUACCGCUUCGACCAACUCGACGAAACAGUCAAAUGCCAAAACUGCACCUUGAAGACCAUAGAAGCAGGCACUUUCGACAUAUCUGGCAACCAGAUCAAAAUACUAGUCCUCAAUGACAGCAAAAUCGAAAACAUUCGCCCUAAAGGCUUCGUAGGCCUCAUAUUCUUAGAAGAGCUAGUGCUCAGCCACAACGAAAUACGCUCCAUUUACCCUAACACCUUCAUCGGAAUCAAGAAGAUCAAAUCCAUCGAUCUGUCCCACAACCAAUUGAACAUCCUCUCUGACGACGGUUUCUUAGAAUUAGUGAACAUGGAGGAACUCAACCUAGAAACCAACUCCAUACAAACCAUAGCAGCGUACGCUUUCCAUGGCCUCAGCAAACUGAAGAACCUCAACCUGAAGAACAACAAAAUCAGAGAGCUGCAAAAGGUCCUCACCAACCUCACCUCCUUGCAGCUGUUGAACCUGGAAAACAACCACUUGCAAAGCCUCAACGGCGACGAAUUCCUCAAUCUAACCUCUCUAUCCGAGCUGAACUUAUCCAAUAACAAACUAGCAUCACCCGUCAUCGAAUUGAAACCCAAUAACCAGCUGAGAAGCCUCCAGCUCAGAUCCAACCUCAUCGUUUCGCUAGCUCCACAAUUCCUCAAGGGGCUACAUGCUUUAGAGCUGCUAGAUCUCAGCUACAACCAGGUUGGGACUGUAGAACACAAGGUUCUACACAGCCUAUUCAGCCUGAGGGAUCUCAAUUUGGCGUACAACGGUCUGCGCAGCUUACAAACAGGCACUUUCUCGGCUUUGCCGCAGCUGGAGGUGCUCAAUUGCUCCCACAACAGCAUCGUGGUGGUGGAAAUCACUGGCGUGUUUUCCUUGCACAGCUUGCAUGCUCUAGACCUGUCCCACAACCUCAUGACUGACUUGGACUACGUGGCUUUGAUUGAUAGGCUGCCGAGGCUGUCUUACCUGAGGCUGGAGCACAAUUUGCUGCCUUGCGGCUUGGAGGACGAGAUGGAAACAUAUUUUCAAGAGGACAACUUCAAGUUCGUCCUCAGUGAAGCUGGUAACGGAACUUCGAUGUGUCUGGACGAACCGCCGAAGAAAUCCUUGCAGGUGGUAGAUGUUGUUGCUGCUUCAGCGGAAAAUUUGUCUUCUAGAGUCACGGGGGCAGAGAUCACCAUUAUGGUGCUUAUGAGCGUGGUGUUUAUGUGCAUUGGGUUCUUGUUCUUCAUGCAGUAUCGCACCUACCAGGAGGUGAGAUCGAGAAGCAGCAAAAGGAGUAUUUCCACCUCGCAUUUGAUGGCUGCUGAGGCAGAAAGGAACGAAGACGGAUAUCCGUGA
Messenger RNA from Phaedon cochleariae (mustard beetle), 1476 nucleotides. The record is from the annotation of a GenBank genome assembly. NCBI's taxonomy places the organism in Eukaryota, Metazoa, Arthropoda, Insecta, Coleoptera, Chrysomelidae.